Exophiala spinifera is the source of this 903-nucleotide messenger RNA. RefSeq lists its product as uncharacterized. The transcript has a single exon. The coding region runs from base 1 to 903 and encodes 300 amino acids. The record is from RefSeq and is a predicted model, not a curated record. Lineage: Eukaryota; Fungi; Ascomycota; Eurotiomycetes; Chaetothyriales; Herpotrichiellaceae.
AUGUCCAAGAUCUCCAUCUUGGGCUUCUUGCCCGCCGCCGAAGACACCUCUAUUGCCUCGUCGCCUAUCCACUGGUCCAUCCUCGUCUCUCCCCUCAGCGAAGAUGCAUCACAACCCGCAGCACACCUCAAACAGAAACCACGCCUUCUCCGACUGCACUCGGUUCCCAAGCCACCACCAAGCGACACCAUCCUAUUCGACAUGCACAACCACCAACUCCGUCAACAGCCCUAUCCCGUGCCGGUCGAGUCAUCCUCAAACGGUGAGGGUUCCGACGAAGUUUCCACGACGGAAACGUCCAUUACGUCCUCUAACCGGGACCAACCCCUCCAACCAGUCAUCCGAGUCUACCUGGCUCGCCACCAGUGGGUGCCAUGCAAGCUUGUCCCCAGACUUUCAUCCGUCCUCUACCAAACACCCACCUAUGGCCCUGAGGACGACUGGCUCCGCGCCGCUCUUGAGAAUAUGAUCAGCUCUCGCAUUCUGGGCAGCGACACUCCGACACACGUCUACAGCGCGCCCUCAAUUCUCGACUUCAUCCACGAGUGUUUGGCCACCAACGGCGCGGCGGUCUCUACAGGGACAGAACGUAACCCUGACUCUGAUUCUUCUCGCAACAUGAUCGACUCCGACUACACUCAGCACCUCGCCCGGCUCGCGCAAGCCAAAGCAAUGUUCAACCACUCCGCCACGCCGCCGCGGACAUCCUCCAUAACCAGGUCCGCAAGCUCCUUGCGCGAUGCAAAGUCUGCGACGGCCGACACGGCGGGUAAAUCCAAAAAACGAUUUUUGGGUUUCUGGCUCACCCACGGAAGCGGCGGCGAGCAUCACCACCAGCGCCGAUGUGCGUACAACCCGCAUCCAUGGCAGAGGCAGGACGAUCCAUACGGUGGACUGAUGUGA